Molecule: messenger RNA, 474 nt
Organism: Mytilus californianus (California mussel)
Lineage: Eukaryota; Metazoa; Mollusca; Bivalvia; Mytilida; Mytilidae
Exons: 4
Coding region: 1-474 (157 amino acids)
Source: RefSeq, a predicted model, not a curated record
AUGCAGCUAGUAAAAGAUAAAUAUUACUACAUUGAAGUAUUACAUUCAGAGAAUACUGUUGGUUCAAAUUUUAAAGUUGCAGCCCGCCAUUUAGAUACAAAGUUUGUAAGCUCUAUGACAGGUUUUGCCAAAGAAGAAAUACAGAAAAUUAAAGUUACUUCUACAGUUGAAAGAGAAAUUCAGCAAGUGACAGUGAGCAAUUUAAAUGCUGGUUCAGCCACCAAUGAGGUACAGGAAGUCACCAUUGAAGAGAAUUCUGGAUCUUUAAGUGAUGCCACCUAUCAACUUUGUAUCUAUGGCGUCUGUACAAAAAUGGUACAGACAAUUACAGAUGGUACUGAAAUUGGAAAUGCAUUAAGUGACCUCCCUUGCUUCGAUAGUACUGAGUCUGUAUCUGUGACAUCUAAAACCUUAACAUCAGGUGCCCCAGGAGCAAAGCUGACUGUUACAUUCAAUUCUGAAAGAGGUAAUUAG